AUGAAGCUGACGACAAACAUACGCGAGGGGAAUCAAACAACCACCACAGAAUUCAUCCUCCUAGGGUUUGGGGAUCUCCCUCAACUUCAUAUUCUUCUCUUCCUGCUGUUCCUAGUGAUUUAUAUUGUGACCAUGGCCGGGAACAUCCUCAUCAUUGUACUAGUUGUGACUGAUCAGCACCUGCACACCCCCAUGUACUUCUUCCUGGGGAACUUGUCCUGCUUGGAGAUCUGCUGCACCUCCACCAUACUUCCCAGGGUGCUGGCCAGUCUCCUGACUCAGGACAGGUCUAUUUCUGUUAUGGGCUGCAUCACUCAAUUUUAUUUCUUUGGUUCUCUGGCAGGGACAGAGUGUUUGCUUUUAUCUGUGAUGUCUUAUGAUCGAUAUUUAGCAAUAUGCAAACCUCUGCAUUAUGCAACACGUAUGAAUGGCAGGUUGUGCCUCCAGCUAGUGGUUGGGUUGUGGAUAGGUGGAUUUAUGUCUGUUUCCAUCUUUAUAUUUAUGUUGUCACAAUUAACGUUCUGUGGCUCCAAUAAAAUUGACCAUUUCUUUUGUGAUUUUCAUCCAAUAACAAAACUCUCCUGCACUGACACCCACAUGGUAGAAGUUGCUGGUUUAAUAUCUUGUGCUAUGUUCACAUUGCCUCCAUUUGUAUUGACAGUGGCAUCCUAUGUUUGUAUCAUCUCCAACAUCAUGAGAAUCGCUUCCACCGCUGGGAGGCAAAAGGCUUUUUCCACCUGCUCCUCUCACCUCAUCGUGGUGACAAUUUACUAUGGGACAUUGAUCCUAGUGUAUCUGCUAUCGGACUCUGAUGCACUGAGGGACCUGAACAAAGUGUUCUCUGUCUUCUACGGAGUCCUGACCCCUUUGGUCAACCCCCUCAUAUACAGCCUGAGAAACAAGGAGGUAAAGAAAGCCUUGAGAAAAGCUCUUCUUAGGUCUUUUGUCUUUCUCAGGAAUUCAAAUUUUUAA
Messenger RNA from Mauremys mutica (yellowpond turtle), 972 nucleotides. RefSeq names its product olfactory receptor 11A1-like. Gene Ontology annotation, biological process: G protein-coupled receptor signaling pathway. Bases 1 to 972 code for a protein of 323 amino acids. NCBI's taxonomy places the organism in Eukaryota, Metazoa, Chordata, Testudines, Geoemydidae. The transcript has a single exon. The record is from RefSeq and is a predicted model, not a curated record. Gene Ontology annotation, cellular component: membrane. Gene Ontology annotation, molecular function: G protein-coupled receptor activity; olfactory receptor activity.